UGCGCUGGCCCCAGAGUGGAGAAACUGUCGGCUUCUGGGCGACAGCCGCCGGAGGAGAGAAACAUGGCGCUCGUAAGCAACCGAGCGGACCUGGAAGCCGACGAGGACAUCUUUGAAGAUGCCUUGGAAACCAUCUCUAUAUCUUCUCAGUCAGAAAUGGCAACAGGCAAUCUCCACUUUGCAUCCUGUGAUUCAAGUCGGACAUCCAGACAGCUCGGAGGCUCUCACACAAGCAGUUCGUCAUCAACCAAGGUGGAUCUCAAGAGUGGCCUAGAAGAAUGUGCAAUGGCCUUGAACUUAUUUCUAAGUAACAAAUUUACAGAUGCCAUAGAAUUGCUUCGUCCAUGGGCCAAGGACAGCAUGUACCAUGCACUGGGCUACAGUACCAUUGUGGUGUUGCAGGCUGUGAUGACCUUCGAGCAACAGGACAUCCAGAAAGGCAUUUCUGCCAUGAAGGACGCUUUACAAACCUGCCAAAAAUAUAGGAAGAAAUGCACAGUUGUAGAAUCCUUUUCAAGUCUUCUCUCUAGAGGAACACUGGAGCAGCUGAGUGAAGAGGAAAUGCAUGCUGAAAUCUGUUAUGCCGAGUGUCUCCUACAGAAAGCAGCACUCACGUUUGUGCAGGAUGAAAAUAUGAUCAACUUCAUCAAGGGUGGACUCAAAAUUAGAACAAGCUACCAAAUAUAUAAGGAAUGUCUUUCUCUUCUGCAAGUAGUUCAGAAGAACAAACUUCAGCAAGAAUUCUUCUAUGAGUUUGAAGGGGGUGUCAAGCUUGGUACUGGGGCCUUUAAUUUGAUGCUGUCCCUUUUACCAGCAAGGAUUAUCAGACUGCUAGAAUUUAUUGGAUUUUCUGGAAACAAGGAGUUGGGCCUCCUGCAGCUAAGGGAAGGUGCCUCAGGAGGAAGCAUGCGGUCCCCACUCUGCUGCCUGACCAUCCUUGCUUUCCAUACUUACAUCUCCCUCAUACUCGGUACAGGAGAGGUGAAUGUUGUGGAAGCAGAGCGUCUCCUUGCACCCUUCCUGAAGCAGUUUCCAGAUGGCUCACUCAUGUUGUUUUAUCAUGCCCGAAUUGAGCUGCUGAAGGGGAAUGUUGAAGAGGCAGAAGAGAUAUUUCGAAAAUGCAUUUCAGUUCAAGAAGAGUGGAAACAGUUUCACCAUCUCUGUUACUGGGAGCUGAUGUGGAUUAAUGUAUUUCUACAAAACUGGAUGCAGGCAUAUUACUAUUCAGACCUGCUUUGCAAAGAGAGUAAAUGGUCCAAGGCAACGUAUGUGUUCCUGAAAGCAGCAAUUUUGAGCAUGCUUCCAGAGGAAGAUGUAGUGACCACUAAUGAGAAUGUGGUGGCUUUGUUCAGGCAGGUGGAAGGCCUGAAGCAGAGAAUUGCUGGGAAGUCUCUGCCCACUGAGAAGUUCGCUGUGAGGAAGGCUCGGCGUUACUCCCCGUCCCUGCCUGCACCUGUGAAGCUGGUCUUGCCUGCCCUGGAGAUGAUGUAUGUCUGGAAUGGGUUUUCAAUCGUGGGCAAAAGAAAAGACCUUUCCGAGAAUCUGCUGAUAACUGUCGAAAAGGCCGAGGCGGCUCUUCAAAAAGAAAGUGCCAGCGAAUACUCUGUGGACGAUGAGUGCUUGGUGCAGUUACUGAAAGGAUGCUGCCUCAAGAACUUACAGCGGCCUAUGCAGGCGGAACUGUGUUUCAACCACAUCCUGGCAAGUGAAAAACUCCUGAAGUAUGACCACUACCUGGUGCCAUUCACUAUGUUUGAGUCAGCAUUUCUGUAUAAAAGCCAAGGGGAAAUUGACAAGGCCAUAAAAGCUCUAGAAAAUGCAAGAAACAACUACAAGGACUAUUCCCUAGAGUCCAGACUGCACUUCAGAAUUCAGGCAGCACUGCAUCUUUGGAGGAAGCCUUCCUCAGAACGUGACUGACCAGAACACCAAGGAGGCAAUGUUCCCUCAAUCAGAAGCACUACCUGCUAUAGAUUAAGAUCUUGUAUUAAAAUGGAGAUGAAAUUAUGUGACUAAGACACACCCCCCCCCCAAAAAAAAAGCCAUUUUUGUUGUGAAUGUUUUCUGAGUGAUUCACUGUUGGUCUACUUUUUUUUUUUUUUUUUUGCUAUGGAAUGACAUUCAGUAGUAUCUGGAAAAUUCUUAGAUAUUGCUCUCCAAAAAGGAUUUAAUAGAUUUUAAUUGGGAGAUAAGCAAAUCUCUUAAAAGACCUAAAGGUACAACAACAUCUGGUUAUAUAUUUUUUUAACACUGUUUUAAGUAGAAUGUCUUAUGUGUUGAGUCAUUUUCAGACAUAUUGGUUGGUUAAGCUUCAGUAUUUUGGGGGAAAUAGAACUCUCUUGCAUUGAAGAACAGCUUGACAGUGAUCUAAAAACUCUAGAGAAAGCAGGUAGAGAGCAUGGACAGAGAUGGAGUAAUAUAAUAUUUAAAUUAAAAAUACUUGUAUCUAAGUGAUGAAAUACUAAGCUGUGGAAUUUUUAAAACCAGGUAAAGGUGAGGACAUUUUUGAGGGAAUAUCCUGUUUUUGAAUGUAUUUAAGUCUAUUACAGCAAAACUAAAAAACCUUGUGUAUCUAAAGGGAAAUAAAAGUCAUAUUUUGGAAAUUAUCCUUAAUCUUAGCAAUGUAGGCUGAAAUAUAUGCAUCAAUUAUUUUUCUUAUAGGAAACAAAAUUCUUGCUGCUUUAAUCAAUAUGUAAGAUAUCUGUAAUUUUUACUUCUGAUAUCAGUGAGCAAGAUCUAAUUUUCUAAUCUCUCUAGCACUGUGAUUAUUCCUUGUAAAUACUUGGACUAUGCUUAGUCCUUGAGUUAGGAGACAGGGCAUAGAGUGAGAAAGAGCCCAGCUCCACAUGGUCCUGGCUCUGUCACCAGUGAGCAGUUAAUGAGAUGACCUUUGGAGUGGUCCCUGGCUCCUUGUACCUCUCAUUGUAUUGUCAUCUGUGAAAUGGACAAGGAACCGAUGACUCUCAAGGCCCCUUUAUAACCGUGAACUGGUCUAUUUUCAACAAUGCUAAAAUGUGUAGUCUAAACCACUCCCACCGUGUGUAUAAUAUUUUCCAGUCAUCACCAUUCUUCUCCCUUCCUCCUUCCCUUCUGUGUGUCAUGUGGCUAAGGACCAGACUGGGUGCAGAAAAAGGAAAAAUGGUUUAUGAGUUGACAAAUUGAUGUUUUGUCCCAUUUCUAUUUCAGUUUUUGAACAAUGACUUUGUCUAGCAUCUUCUGCCUUUGAAAGGAAAUGGGAAGUCUGACUCUAUGGGUUCCAUGACUUGGAGUAAGGAAGUGACUCUUAUGGGCUUCAGUUUCUUUGCUGGGGAAAGCAGCAUUAGGAUUUUUUAAUGCACUGGUUACCUUCUCAACAUUAAUAUUGGCUGAGUCUGUGGUCUCUGUUAUAACAGAAGCAUAGGAAUUCAAAAAUUUCAAAUUUAUUAAUGCUUUUGACAACAACAAUAGACUAUGCAUUGCUCUUUGCUGUUCUCUUGUGUGAGCCUAUGAGCAAAAGGUGUUUGGUUUUUUUUUUAUUCAAAAUACUGAUUCUUCUUUCUUAUAUUUAAUUUAUUUAUUGGAAAGCAGAGUGACACAGAGAGGGAGAAACAGGAAGAAAGUUCCCUCCACUGGUUCAUUCUCUAAAUGUCCACAACAGACGGGGCUGGGUCAGAUGGCAGCCAGGAACCCGAAUCUCCAUCCGGGUCUCCCAAAUGGGUGGCAGGAACUCAAGUACUUGAGCCAUCAUCUGCUGCCUCCCCAGUCACAUUAGCAGGUCACUGGAUUGGAAUCCCGACUAUCUGGGGUUUGAACUCACUGCAGUAUGGGCUGUGAGAGUCCCAGGCGGUGGCUUAAGUCAGCUGGCCUCUAAGAUUUCCUGAUACUUGGGCUGCAGUUCCAGUGGAGGGUGAUUAGCACAACUUGAAUUUAGACUAUACACUUCUUCAGAUAGAUCAGCAUGUGCUAUAAUUAUGAAUUAUGUAACUUUAAAUAAAAAGAGGAAAUAAAAUUAUCAGUCUGAGCUUGUGUGGAAAUAUGUUCAAUACUUAUUUUUGUGUAUAAUUGUGUAAAAGCAUACAAAUUCAUUAGAAGAGCUCUGGUAGCUUUAUUUUGUAAAGCAUAUAUAUCUAUUGACAUUAUGCUAUAAAAUGAAAAAUUAAGAGUGUUUAAUUCUUUUGAAAGAUAUAUGAAAGAGAAUCAUCUGUCCCAUAAAUUUUUCCUUUGUUAUAUUUUCUUAUUUUGAUUUAUUCAUUGCUUCCCAUUCUUUUUUAUAAUUCCUUAGUAAGAUGGACAAUCCAGCAGAUUAUUAAAUAAUGUAAUACCUUUAAUGCUAAAGAUGUUUGUAUUUCCUGUCAUGUUCAGAAUACUUGGCUGGUACCAGUUUCUGGUGACAUCAGCUAAUGUUGAAUUUUCUGGAUUAUUUUGUAAUUUUAAAGUGUUAUAUGAAGAAUGAGUGCUGAAGUAGCAAUGUUUUAUUUAAUAUUUUCUGGUGCAUAUGUGAUGGGAUUGGGCUGCCAAUGUGUCUGAUAGUGCAAUUUGUAUAGUUCCUGGUAUAACUGCCAUUUUUGUUGUUGUUUUUCUUUUUUUAAACAGAGAACCAGAGUUCUGAUUGGUAUUUUGUAAAUGUGGGUAGUUUGUGCUUUGCAGGAAGGAUGGCAAAGAAAACAUGAUUUCUGCUUAACAAUUAAUGGAAAGUUAACUACAUUGGCUUGACCUAUUUUAAUGUUUUCUGUGUUACUGGGUAUCACAGAGGUCCUAACUCAUAGACAAUAAAAGAAGUUCAUUGAUUUUUGCCCCCCUCACUUCAGAUAGCAGAAUGAGAGAAGCAGAAGCUUCUGGAAUUAAUCUCAAGGAAGAUUUCUAAUCACUCGUACAAGCCAACAGCCUGAAACAGUGCAGCUGCUCUUUUGCAAAGGAGUGAAUGUAGCAGGGGCAAUAUGUGCCUGCUAUUCAGACCUGGACUAAAAGCGUGGGCUCGUUGGUUAGUGAGGCCACUCCAUGAUUCCUGACUCAGGGCUUCAAGUCAAUGGGCUGUGUGAGGAAGUCACUAGUGAUUCCAUCAUGCUAAGUUCUAAAUGUUCCUGUUAUUAAUUCUCAUCAGGAUUCCACUUUAUAUUGAUUUUUGCCAGUAGAGAUUCCUAAUCCUUUGGAUAUUUAAAAUAGUCAUUGUAAACAACUAGAAAAAUAUCUAUAAUUUAUCUGGUUAAUCUUCAUUUUUUUCAUGCAUCCUUUUUUUUUUCUUCAUUGUACCCUUAUUUUUUAUAAAUAUUCAAUACAAAUGGAUUUAAUGAAACUGAGUUAGUAAAGACUUGAUCAUUUUGACGCAGUAGGAGUUUGUGGCCUUGGAGACUAGAUUGGAUCUCAGGAGACUGUCCCGUGCAUUCCAGCCCCUGAACAGAGUUGCUGCUGUGCUCCAGUGCUGUGGGCAGUCAGGGAAGCACUUGUUGCUUGUGGCUGAGCUGGUGAGGUGGCGAGGGCGCAUGCAUGCACUCCUCUUUACUACCUGGCUUCUUAGAGUUCUGGCUUUUACCUGCCAGGUACUUUGACCAGUCACUGUGGUUGCAUUGUGAGAAGCACUGCUGAAGUUGUUUUUUUUCUGUUUAAAUGCCCUUAAACUUUGAUCAUGUUUGUUCAGUAGAUGAUUGAGGCCCCUGGCAUGUUUGAAUGUUAUGCUCUCUAAAUCCUAGCCAUGCAGAACUCCUAGUUCUUACUUUUAAGAUCACUAUGUAAAUCUGACUUUGUAUACAUUCUUUGCUUUUCCAGAAAGUACUACUGUUAAAAUUGGAGAAGAGUGAUUUCUUCAAUUUGAGAUGUUAGUAGAUUUCAUGAUUUCCAAUAUAAUAAUCUGAACUGUUCAGUGACACCUUUUCAAUCCAUUUAUGUUAUCAGGAACUACUGGCUCAACAGUUCUUAAAGUUUCUGGACAUGUUACUCACUUAGAAAAUAAUUUGGCAGAUUAUUUAUUUAAUAUUAUGAGUUUUACUUCUUUUGCUGCCUGUUGAUAUUUCUGAAUGUUAAUGAUACCUAAUUAACAUACAUAAAUAUGAUUAAGAUCUGGUUUAAGUUUGUUUAGACAGUGCUUAAUUAAUAGCACCAAUGAUCCAUGGAUAAAUACGUAACAGUGUGUAAAUCUUAAAUAGGCACUGUUUUAUAGUGUCCUGUCAGAAGUUUAAACAAAGGAUUUCUUCUGGAUUGUUCUCUCUUGUCCACCCCAAUUAUAUGUACGUUUUUUUCUUCAAGUGUAAGAUUGCUUGUGAUAGACCCCAAUCUGGCUCUCCCUGGUUGGUUUCUUUCAUACGUUUGCUGUUAGAUCUGGUGACUCUAAACUGUGACACUUGAAAUGUAGGAAAGAGUACACAUGAGAAUAAUUUGCUAUCAAGAAAGACAUCUAUUGAGUAGUUGUGAUUUGAUCAUGAUAGUUAAAACUUCUUUUUAAGAGGUACUGUAGAAAUUCAACCCAGUCCAGUCUGUUUGUAGCUUGAUCAUUAUGGGAAAACACACAUGCACACACAUACACACACACACACACACACUACUUAGUACAGUGAGAUGGCUGAACAGGUUCUUGGCCUGAAACUUUCAAUGAAAUUGUCAGUCUAGGUUCAGAAGACAUCUAGGCCGGUUUCCUCUUGUUUACAAUGUACCCAUGACGUAUUCAGAACAAUAAUACUGUAACAGAACUUUGCCUGGAAAAAGCAAAGCAUCUGCCUGUUUGUGUUGUUUAAUAAAGAAUGCCUAAUUUUUAAUAGGAAAAGUCAAAAUACUUUCAUAUCAAACUUCAGUAUAAUUCAUUGCAUAGAAAUAACAAUAUGCCUUGUUUGUUAAUCUAGUCAUUCCAAAAAAAUGUGUACUUUAAGCGACGAAUUUAAGGGGUGCUGGCACAUCCUAGUGGGAAUAUUUGUUUUAUUGCUAAGUAAUGUUUUCUAGUAAAUUGCUUUAGUUAUUGGUACGUGGCAGGCACCAUAUUGGGGAAAAAAAGUAAAAUAAAUUGUUCUCCAUAUAAUCUAAUAACUGGUGAAAUUGAAUAAAGUAUAGUACUGUUUUCAACUUUAAAGGAAUGUUUGAAGAUUUACUUGAUGUGAAGGCGAGACACUUUACUUUGGACAUUGUAUCUGCAUUUUAAUUUUCUCAUAUUGUUAAUGGAGCCUAAUGGCCAGGUGACCGUUUUGGAUAUGAUAAAUAUGCUUAAACAUCUUUUUUUAUUAAUUAAUUUCUUUCCUAAGGUGACUCUUCACAGUAUCCAAUUUCUUUGUGUACGGUGAAUUGUAUUUUUUUAAAGAGAAUAAUUUACAUCAAAAGAGAUGAUAAACACUCAAAAAUCUUAAUUUGUUGGCUCAGCUUAAUGUCCUAAGAAAAUAAUGUUGGGUUCUGUUUAAAAUUUGUAGAGAAAGAACACAUGUGUUUCACUGAUACUUGUGUUCCAAAAAAAACUGCUUAAUUCUCAGCAAUAUGUUGCCUUCUGAUAUUGUAUUGGGGAAAUUCUGUGCUAGUUAAUUUUUUAAAAUUCUGUUUCCCUUUUGCUCAAUCUUGGCAUCCAAACACCUAAAUGAACACAAUCGACCAAUUUAUUUAAAAAAGGAUUUCAAAACAUGGUGGAGAAAUGGAAUUUAGUUUAUUGUAAUACAAAAAAUGAAAUUAAUAUAUAGUGCUUUCAGAAAUAAAUUUCCAUGGGCUUUUUGAAGAUCCCUUUGUAUUAGUGUUUGAAAAUAUUUAUUGGCAAAUAUGGAUAGGGACAUUGAAAUUUUCUGAUGCAAGAUUCUAAGUGUAGACAGUAUGCAUAGAUAUGUGUAUAUAUAGAUAUAGUGCAUAUGUAUACGUAGAGAAAAAAUGAGGAAGUUACUAGCACAUUGCUGAAAUUUAUUUCCAAAGCAAAUUUAUUUUGUGACUGCUUCAUUUAGGAAAUUUUGCUUUGCCUUAAACCAUAGAAAGUAAAUCUGUUUUGUGAUAUAGUUACCUAAUUGUAAUCUUCACCUGACAUGUAGGAGGAUUUAAAAAUUCUGUAGUAACAUAUGAUUUUUCACUUUACUUGAAUUCCUAAAAGUCAGCUUGAAAGCCUCAGCAUCUUAGACCGAUGGGCAGAUCCCUGUUGGAUCAUUGCAUCAAGCCUGUACGCACUUUGUAAUGAAAUGUCCUCAAUAAAAAUCAUCAGCAGUGUAUCCCACUCUUUCCUGACUACAUUUGAACAUGGAUUCCUAUCUUUUCCAUUUUCAGCGGUCACAAUUUCACAGAGCAAAACGUUUUUAGAAACUGAAGAUACGAUCUCUAUGGUAAAAGAAUGUGUUAGUAUCAUCCAUCUGCUGAUCAAGUAGAAACAUGCUGGUAUCAGAAAGUGAGAUAGAUUGUUGUUAUCAAAGCAUUUUUAUCAAUAUAAGUGAUAAAGAAAGAAAACUGUGAACUGCUGAUGUUUGUAAUAUAAAAAUGACAUUCCCGUUGAGUAUUCUGUUGAUUUUGUCUUAAUUUUAUCAUCUUUGAUUUGUAAGUUCAUGCUGAUGUGAGAGCUACAUUUUCAACAUGGAGACAGCGGUCCCAUUGCCUAUUUUUUGCCAUUAAGAUGUUUUAGAAAACAGAUGUCAUCUUAGAACUUAUAUUUUUAAGUGCAAAAAUAAUCACAGCUUGAAAGUCAACAUGUUUUAUUUCUUAAUACUAUAAGAGUAUUCUGCAUUAUUGGAUAUGAGUUUCAGUUGGAUAUUUCCUCAGAGUUCUGUAUUUUCAUAUUGCUGCAAGUGGUUCACCUACAACAUGCAAUUAUUAUUUAAAUAAAUUACAGUUGAUG
Messenger RNA from Ochotona curzoniae (black-lipped pika), 8752 nucleotides. It is a transcript of the gene TTC39B, whose product is annotated as tetratricopeptide repeat domain 39B. The record is from RefSeq and is a predicted model, not a curated record. The coding region runs from base 64 to 1920 and encodes 618 amino acids. Gene Ontology annotation, molecular function: protein binding. Gene Ontology annotation, biological process: regulation of cholesterol metabolic process; regulation of cholesterol efflux; cholesterol homeostasis. The transcript is spliced from 20 exons. NCBI's taxonomy places the organism in Eukaryota, Metazoa, Chordata, Mammalia, Lagomorpha, Ochotonidae.